Molecule: messenger RNA, 2752 nt
Organism: Carassius auratus (goldfish)
Lineage: Eukaryota; Metazoa; Chordata; Actinopteri; Cypriniformes; Cyprinidae
Product: vesicle transport through interaction with t-SNAREs homolog 1B-like
Exons: 6
Coding region: 169-846 (225 amino acids)
Biological process (GO): intra-Golgi vesicle-mediated transport; regulation of protein localization to plasma membrane; macroautophagy
Cellular component (GO): ER to Golgi transport vesicle membrane; late endosome membrane; SNARE complex
Molecular function (GO): SNARE binding; SNAP receptor activity
Source: RefSeq, a predicted model, not a curated record
CAAGGACGCAUCAGCUGCUGUCCCGAGGAUCUUGUUAUUGCUAGAAAAGCCGAUUAUUCUCACUAUUUACUGCCAACAACAAACGCUAAAAAAUAUAUUUUAUCACCGUGUCAUUUAUUUCGAGAAAUAACCUUCCUUUGCUUUAGUCUUACAUAAUAUCGCUCCAAUAUGUCUUCUGAGGAGUUUGAAAAGCUGCAUGAGCUGUAUAGAUCUCUGUAUGACGAGGUGAAGUCCGUGCCUGAACGUGCUCAGAGCUGUCAGGGAGAGGAAAGGAAGAGGAUUGUCAGAGACUUUGAUGAGCGUGUUUCAGAGGCUGAAGAAGUGCUUCAGGGCAUGGAACAGGAGCUGUUUGGUGCUCCAUCAUCCUUUCGGACCCCCAUGUCAACAAAGAUUCGACUGUACCGGCGAGAUCUGGCCAAACUACAGAGAGAGAUAUGCCUCUCCGCAACACAAGGCUUUCCUAGUCACACUGGAGAUGGCAGACAAGGGAUCUAUGCUGCUCAGAAUGAACAGAGUACUCAUCUGCAGUCUCAGCGUGCUUUGCUUAUCCAGGGGACAGAGUCUCUUAAUAAUGCGUCAAAGAGUAUCGAGCGCAGUCACCGGAUUGCAGCAGAGACGGACCAGAUUGGCACAGACAUCAUCGAGGAGCUUGGAGAACAGCGAGACCAACUGGACCGCACCAGAGACAGACUGGUUCACACUGGCGAGAACCUGAGCCGCAGCAGGAAAAUCCUGCGUGCAAUGUCCAGGCGACUUAUUACGAACAAACUGCUACUAUCAGUCAUUAUCAUCAUGGAAUUGGCCAUUUUGGCAGGGGUGGUCUACUUGAAGUUCUUCCGCAAGUAGGCAAUGAGACACACAAGACCGUAUUAGACUUCACCUUUCCCUCUUCUUAUUUCUGAUGUUCACGGGUGUCUGGCCCGAAGACAAUGUGCUGGGUGGUUUAGUGACUGUGAGUGUCACAUGGACAUGUAUGGGCAGUUAUUUUAAGCGCUAAACUGUAUUAGCUUAAGUACUGCUCUCAAGGUGAAAAGAAGAUGGUGAGUAUGGUACAUUAAGACUGCUGGAGGAUCAGGACCUGUUCAAAGAUGGCGUGACGGUGUUACUCCCUCCUUAGCUGUCUUGAACAAGAUGUCAAAUCUAAUGGAUUUAUGGAUGUACAGUGGAAACAGAAGGAUCCAUUGAAAGGAGUGACAAAUAAUAUAUGCAACCUGUCUGGAUUUUUACACGCAUCAGUCAUUUUAAAGUCAUGGAUCACUCAAAAAUUAUAAUUCUGUCAUAAUUUACUCACCCUCGUGCCAUUCCAAACCUUUCAUUGUUUGUACAGGGAAAGUCAAACAACACUGGUCCCAACUGACUUUCAUUGUUUGGACAAAAAUGUAUUCUUCAAAAUAUCUUCUUUUCUCAGAGGUUUGGAAUAAUGUAAGGGUGAAUAAAUUAUGACCGUUUUUUUUUUUCUGAGUGAACUGUCCCUUUAACUAAUGAACUUUUAACAAGAUGACAGAAUCACAUUGUGUAAUACACUUUUUUGAGACGAGUGUUAUUGUGGCAUUAAAGGUAACAGCUCUUGGGCGUUUUCCUUUAGCUUUUCCUGCAAUCAGUCAAAACAGAGCUGAGUGUACUCCAGGCCAAGAGACAGACAACUAUAAACAUGCACGUCACUCGCUUCACAAGCCCUGGUUGGCAGAGAAAGGGGUGUGUUUAGCCUGUCAGAUAUGGGGGUAGAGACAUUACUGUAAACAUACUUGAGAAUAAAGUGACACGAACACCUGCUAGAGUGGGAAUACCAGCGUCCAGCGACAUCAGGUCACCUUGACAUACUGACUUUUUGCCAGCUGAUGGUAUUUCUAGUCAUGUUAGGCCAAAACAGCAGAAGUAUCAGUGGAGACCAGUCAAGUGUUUGUGAUGGACAAUUUUACAAUGGGCCUAGAAUACAUAUAGUGACACCCCUUAUGAAAGGUGUAUGACCAACAGGUCAUUGGGGGGCAGUUGUUCUGUAAUCUUAUCGCAUUUCAUAUAUAUAUAUAUAUAUAUAUAUAUAUAUAUGACAGGUAUAUAUUAGGCUACCUCUUAAGCAUUUCAGGAGUAAAAGAAAAAAAAAUGGUACCAUAAAAUAAUACCCAAACCAGCUGUCAAUAUCAAACAAGUAUAUUUAAAGUGUUCUUUUAUUAUUUUAAAUCACUGUUUGUAAACUUCAUUGGCACAAAGAUGAACCAGUCAAAAGUAGUUAUUUGUGAGCAAAUGUAAAAUUUCUUAAGUGAAUCCUAUUUUUUGGAGAGAAUGCAAUUGCUUUGACACACCCCCUCCAUGUCAUAUUUUAUUCUGUUGUGCCUUUAGAAGCUCUGUAGAGCACUAGUAAUCAAGAUUUUCUAAUCUGAAAAAGUGUGUAUCUGGAAAUUGUGAUCCAGUCCAUUUGACUUUGAAAAAUAAGAAAAAAUGGAUUACCUGAUACUAGAUACCUGAUACCAAAUCCAGAUCACUAUUUUUGAACAACUGACCCUAGAUGCUUCAAAAUAUCUAAUCAAAGACAAGUCAUAGUCUGUCUCCAGUACAUUAGUUUAUUGCAACAAAACAUUUUUACUGAAACAGAAAUGCAGCAAAUCAAACUUUCCCCAAGAUGAUACUUGUACUGGUGGUAAAUUCAGAUCUGAAGGGUGUAUAAAAUGCAUUCAUACAUGAUUUUUCAAAGGUUUAUUUAAAUAGAAAUGAAAAUGACUGAAAUAACUUACUUCAUGUGCGCUAGUUUAAAAAA